CGUGCCUACCUACGUACCAGUAAUGAUAAGUAUUAUAUUGUGUUGAUAGAUACAUCGGUUAGACUCCUAAACUGGUCAAGUUGACCGAUAUAGCCUGAAGGCUUUGAGUCUCUUAACCGCUGCUCUUAAUGAUUUAGUUGUAUACUAGAGAUAUAUUCUAACUGGAGAUAAGAAGCGUUUCCGUCUUAGGUUAUCACUCGAACGGUGGAAAUGUUAUUGAAACUCGGAACGGCAAAUAGGAGUUACGAUGGCUUAUGAUGACUUAGGAGGUAGAUAACAACCUCGCAUCACACGGACCAACUUGAUUGUGAAAUAUAACGACUUUAGCCAAUCAAUAUCUCAAAUCGGAGCGCCCCUCGCCAUAUGGAAUAUGCAUGUAGAAGAAAGUACUUAUUGAGACGCGUCGACGCGUUUGUUGGCGUUCCGACACAACAAGUCACAUCACAAUUAUUAUAAAGAGAGACGAGAUGUCCAAGCGCAAGCGGCCAAGUUACUAUGCAGUUCGAGUCGGCAGGAAGCCUGGCGUGUACGAUAAUUGGGAGCAAUGUGAAGAACAGGUCACCAAGUUCUCAAAUGCCGUUUUCAAGAGUUUCGACACACUUGACGCCGCUCUAGAAUUUGUUGGCUAUGCCUUGGCUUCCAACACCAGCCAUACAGUCGAUGACGAGGAGAGCGAACGUCUAUCGCAAGAUAAUGCUCUCGUGUCCUUAGCAGACUCGACGAAUCUUAUGAGCUUCAAGGCUGAAGAUGCCGAAGGGCUAAUGCCGCCGCCCGCAUCGCAGUCUUACUUUGAUCAAUUUCCCAACUUCGUGCCCGAUAACAACGCGCCUUUUGACGACGAAUUCGGCCGUCUGGCCUCCUCCCAGGGCCUGGCGUCCGGGUCCCAGGAGUAUAGGAGACAGCGAACCAAGGCGAUUCGCGACGAGUUGAAAUUCCAUUACUCGUCUCAACCCGUUGACGCUGCGGGGGGCCUGCAGACCAUACCCGAGCUUGGCAAGAGAUCGUUAGACGAGAGCGAAAAGCUUGACAUAUAUCAAAACAUGUGCCGCGAGAUCGGCGUCAGCCCGCAAGACACCAUCGCGGCGUGCAGACGAGAGCUUAAGGGGGUUCUAGUCAACAUUGUCGAUUACGUCGAUGCCCGCCGCAUAGGGAAAAAGGUCAAAAUAUGGGCCUGGGAUGACUUCCGCCUGUUCAGUACGUAUUCGUUGAAAGACGACAAACGUAUGGAUAGGAGAGAAGCGAAGGCAGACGGGGGAUUCUUGUCGGCUCUCCUGCAGAAGAUAACGGGUCCUAGCCCGGGGAAGAGGGCUCUGGCUUCGCUGGCUGCCGGCAAUCGAAAUGCUAAAAGGAGAAGGACUCGCUAGAGAGGAAUAGGCGUUAUAAAGCGUGUUCGUGUAUCUAGGUAUCUUGGGUAUAGUUUAUUAGCUACCUCUUAGGUAGGCGGUGAUGAUUACUCUGCUACGAAUUAACGAUACGUUAGUUUAGGACGCUGGUUAUGGAUUAAUCUAUUUGAACAGACGGGAGGGUUUGGUCUGUAUGCGAGGAACGGAUAUAAGAGAAAUAAUUUCGUCUCGGUUUUUCUUUAACACCUAUCAGCUCUAAGCUAUCUUUUUUCAACUCAAUCUUUGAACUUGGAAGGCCAUACUGACUGAAGUGAUA
Messenger RNA from Daldinia loculata, 1659 nucleotides. Its product is annotated as Caulimovirus viroplasmin-domain-containing protein. Bases 468 to 1364 code for a protein of 298 amino acids. The record is from RefSeq and is a predicted model, not a curated record. The transcript has a single exon. NCBI's taxonomy places the organism in Eukaryota, Fungi, Ascomycota, Sordariomycetes, Xylariales, Hypoxylaceae.